AUGACCAGUAUGUUGUUUUGUCACCGAGGUUCUAAAGCCUCAACACCACCUUCUCCGAGUCUGAAACCGCACGAGCCUUCCAUUCCUCGCUAUCGGAAUUCACCAAUUAAUAACGAGGAUACAGAAGUGUGGCACCUCCCCUCAAUUCUCACGGCUGGCUCCUUAGAUGAGUUGACGGCUUCUAAUUCCCUUCUACCACAGGCACCUGUUAUGCCACCCAUUUUAGAGGCUCAAUUAGAAUCACUUGCCAACCGUGAAGCAAAUGCUAAAACUAAUGGAAGUAUUGAUCGUUCUUCCUCCAACCGACGCUCACAACAAAUGCUCAGUAGUGCUAGCAUGCAUAGUUUAGUCUCGUCAGUGACAAGUCAGGAUUUUAAUCGUGGACUUGGUUCGAAGAAGGGUGGUAGUGCUAGCAUAUUAUCUAACGUUGUGGAUGGAAAUCUUUCGCUUCCAAUUACCCAUAAAAAGCACCCCCAUUACUCUGGACGUAGUCUUCUUUCCUUGAGUCACCAUCGAUCUGGAAGUAGCACUUUGAGGAAAUUACGCUCUUUGGAUGUUCAACAAUUUUCCUCCCUGUUAGAUUUUGAGGAGAGAUAUAAUGACCCCUGGGUUGGGUCUAUUACGUGA
Rodentolepis nana is the source of this 627-nucleotide messenger RNA. NCBI's taxonomy places the organism in Eukaryota, Metazoa, Platyhelminthes, Cestoda, Cyclophyllidea, Hymenolepididae. The record is from the annotation of a GenBank genome assembly.